Messenger RNA from Schizosaccharomyces japonicus yFS275, 2405 nucleotides. RefSeq names its product ENTH/VHS domain-containing protein. Gene Ontology annotation, cellular component: cytoplasm; clathrin-coated vesicle. Gene Ontology annotation, molecular function: 1-phosphatidylinositol binding; clathrin binding; phospholipid binding. The record is from RefSeq and is a predicted model, not a curated record. Gene Ontology annotation, biological process: clathrin coat assembly; clathrin-dependent endocytosis. The coding region runs from base 134 to 1804 and encodes 556 amino acids. The transcript has 3 exons. Lineage: Eukaryota; Fungi; Ascomycota; Schizosaccharomycetes; Schizosaccharomycetales; Schizosaccharomycetaceae.
CACAACCGCGGUUCCCAGACUUACCUACCCUGGGAUCCCUCGGUCCUGCUGAGGGCAAAGCACCAAGUGAAAAGUCUGCAGGCCCUUUUUGUCCAAAAACUCUCAUUUUAUCUCAUAAACUGUGGUAGGAACUAUGUUUUCUACUUAUGAGAAGUCGGUUAAAAAGGCAACGAAGAUAAAGCUUGCGGCUCCUAAAAGCAAACACGUAGAAAACCUACUGAAAGCAACUCAACAAGGAGGUCCUGUUUUGGAAAGUGUUGUUAACUGUCUAUGUGAACGGUUAAAGAAUAAUUCGUGGACUAUUGUCUUCAAGGCUCUGAUUGUCUUUCAUAUUCUCAUUCGUGAUGGAGCUCCAAAUGCUGUGAUCGAGUGUCUGACUCGUCGUGACCAUUCACUUGAAGUUCUGAAAGCCACUGCUCUGACAACUCAAGGUGAAAAUAUCCAUAACUACAGUCAAUACCUCCAAGAGCGUGUAAAACAGUACUCAAGAUUGUCCUGCGAUUAUGCUCGGCAAGGUGAUGGCCCAAAGGCUAAGCUGAAAGGACUGACUGUUGAACGAGGCUUGCUUCGAAACGUUGAAGGCAUUCAGGCUCAAUUGAGACGACUUUUAAAAUGCGAGUACAUGGUAGAGGAAGUCGACAACGAUAUUACCAUCACCUCGUUUCGUUUAUUAGUUGCAGAUUUGUUAAGUUUGUUUAAGGCUGUUAAUCUCGGUGUGAUUAACGUCCUUGAACAUUACUUUGAAAUGAGCUAUGUGGAUGCUGAGCAUGCUUUAAAAAUUUACAAAUGUUUUGUCACACAAACCGAGACAGUAAUUCACUUCCUUAGCUUUGCACGGUCGUUGGAAUUUGUCACUCGGCUUCAAGUACCCAAUAUCAAACAUGCUCCUACGGGACUGACGUCUUCGCUUGAGGAAUACCUGCAAGAUCCCAACUUUGAAAGUAACAGACAACAAUACAUGGACAUGAAACGGUCCAAGUCGAAACAACGUCCUCCCAACAUCGCUCCUCGUGCAGAGGCACCAGAGAAACCUUUCAGGAAGAAGCCUCCCGUCCCCGAACCUCAAGCAGCAGCCCCUGCUUACAACGGUGCUUCGCUGAAGGAUACUAAAAAAGAGGAGGAUGAUCGCCUAAACCCAUUUUUGAACUCAUCCUACCAGCAUGUUCAGUCUGCGCUUGCUGAACCAUUGACGCCAAUGUCAGAACUGACGGCGUCCACAGAAUAUAUGCCUCAAAAAGUUAUUGCUCCUGUUGGUACUCCAGGUUACAUGGCUAAUCCUUACGCUAUUCAGCAACAACAAAUGCAGCAACCGCAAAUGCAGCAACCGCAACCAUCAAUGAAUGUGACCAAUCCUUUCUUUCCUACCAUCGGUCAACAAGAGCCCGCUUUGCAGCAACCACCUUCUUUACCCGUUUCCCCAUCUUUUCCUCCUCCACCUUCAUCUAUCCAACAACAACAACCUCUCGUUCAACCUGUGAUGCCAAUGUAUCCUCAGCAGCCAAUGCUUACAGGAGCUCCACCUCCGGUCAACAUACAAACUAACAUGUACACCGGAGCGCCGGCACCGAUGAUCACAUCUCCGCAACCGAUGAUGGUUGCACAAAACAACACGCCUGGCUAUUCACCAAUGUCAUUCCAAACGAACGUUAACAACAAUGCCUAUAAUAGACGGUCGACUCCGAACCUGAUCCAAACCCCACCGACGACGAGAAAGUCCAGCAACCCGUUUGCUCUUCGCAGAACCUCUCAGCAGUUUAGUCAGGCGAACUGGAGAAACUCUAAUAACCCGUUUCGUCCUGCAUAACUUUCGUACUAAUUUCCUCUGCUCUUGAAGUUUAUGUGUUCCUUGUUUAUGUAGUCAUGUCUUUCACACGCAUGAGUGGUUCGAAGAGUUUUUAUGCAUCAAUCAUCUUCACUAUGGAAAAAUAUAGGAUAGUAAUUACCGCUAGCGGAUAGGAGUCGACGGCACAUCUUCGUUAGGGAUGACUCUUAACCACGUCUCUCUCGUUGUUCGAGACUUGUACGAACAGAGUUCUUGCCGGUCAUAUCCUGUGUGUUCCUACUGUUGAGUUGCGAUCACUUUCUGCUAUAAGUAGUAGUUCUAUUAUAUUUAAUCGUUACAAAUUCUUUACUUUUGAGAAAUCCAAUUCUGGAUGUUGUUCUAUAAAGUCCUGCAAAACCUUUUUCUUCUGCUGGUUUGCUGAAUGCUCACGCUGCUGUUUCUGUCUUUGUUCAGUCAUCAAUUUCUCCACGGUAGCACGCAUAUCUGGAUCGAGGUCCGUCAAGUUACUAUUGUCGGGCUCAAUUGUAGAUAUAUCAAUUUCUGGAUGUCCUUUUAUAACAGAUGACCACCAUUCCAUCUUAUUUGAUUUUUCAAGAUGAAUAACAAGUUUGCAUUGUUCCUC